UAUAAACGUGGUAGUAGUACCAAUAUCAAAUCAUAUCACUUAUUAAAUUGUCUCAAAAAAUAAAAAAAGUUUAACAUCAGAAAAAAUUAAAAAAUCUGUGCAAAAUUGACCCGCAAAAUUGUGCAUCAAGUCAGGCAAAUAAUGUAAGAGAUAAGGAAAGAUGGUUUUAACAAAAAGUCAGGCAAAAUCAGAGAGAAUGUAUGACCGUAUAUUUUUUUAUAAAAACAAUCCAUCUCAAAUCUUUAAUUAAUCUUUAAUUAAAAAAUACGGAGUAAAAGAAGAGAAAAUCAUAGGCGGUGCAAUUAGGAGAGUAUGGCCAAGAUCAGCUCGCCUGGCAAUCAUAGGCGGUGCAAUUAGGAGCUGAGUGUUUAAAUACUCCGUUGAACUAUUCUCAUUAUGAUCAUACAGAUAGAAAACCAGAAAACGGAGAGAAAAUCAGAGAGAAAAAUGGGCAAAGGGAAGUCAAAGAUCGAGAUGAAACUGAUCGAGUCACGGGCAGCUCGGAAUGUGUGUUUCUCCAAGAGGAGAACGGGGCUCUUCAAGAAGGCAUCCGAUCUGUGCCGCCUAUUCCCGGGAGUUAAAGUUGCCGCCGUCGUCUUCUCUCCGGCCGGAAAUCCGUAUGUGUAUGGCGACCCAACUGGGAUUUUCGACUCGCAGCAGCAUGAGCAGGGCGACGGCAGUCCUCUUUGUGCUCUGUUUCCUUCGCCCUUGUCCGGUGAUCCGGGAGAGAAUACUGCUUGGAACAGCGGCGGACCGUUGGCUGACGAAGUCAUUGAAGAAGUGAUCCGAGGGGUGCAGCAGAGGCAACUGCAGGGCGGGUGUCCUCCGCAAUAUCCUUCCCCGUCGUCUGUUCUGGCCGGGGGCGGUGGCCAUGUGAUUUGUGAACCCUGCUGCUAUUCGCGAAUUGAGAAGGAGACGCUGAAUACUCCUUGGGAAGAUGAUUGGCUGAUUAGUGGAGAAGACAUUGGAUCAAUGAUCCAAGAGUUGCAGCCGCAGCAGGGCGGCGGUCCCGUUUUUCCAGAAUGUUCCUCGCCGCCAUCCUCUGUUUUGGCUUCCUCCUCAAGUCAGCAGGGGACACUCAGAGAAGAAGAUGUGAGUUCAUGGAUCCAAGAGUUGUUGUGUUAGGGCCUUACUAUUUUGAAGUGUUCCAUCAUUUUUGGUUCUAGGCAUGCAUCCUGCACAUAACACCAUUACUAUUACUCUCUUCUGACUUUAGGGUUUAUAUGAGAAUUGUUAUUAUUAUGGGACUAAUGUAUAAUCAUACUCAUAAUGGCAAUUAUUGUAUGUAUUACAUGAUCUCACUUCCUUAUUUCAUUCAUUUGUCAUAUGUAUAGACAAAUUAUUAUCUCCAGAAUGAUUUUAGUGUGGUCAUUAAUUGUGAACUAUGUAUAUUCUAGUUCCAACUUUGAGAUGUUAUUAUUUAGUAGAUUCAUG
Molecule: messenger RNA, 1434 nt
Organism: Cuscuta europaea
Lineage: Eukaryota; Viridiplantae; Streptophyta; Magnoliopsida; Solanales; Convolvulaceae
Source: the annotation of a GenBank genome assembly